This is a messenger RNA of Asparagus officinalis (garden asparagus), 2210 nucleotides long. RefSeq names its product trihelix transcription factor ASIL1. Gene Ontology annotation, molecular function: transcription cis-regulatory region binding. The transcript has 2 exons. Gene Ontology annotation, cellular component: nucleus. The coding region runs from base 1204 to 2031 and encodes 275 amino acids. The record is from RefSeq and is a predicted model, not a curated record. Lineage: Eukaryota; Viridiplantae; Streptophyta; Magnoliopsida; Asparagales; Asparagaceae.
CCUGCUAGUCCAAAACAUUCUGUUCAAGUGUUACAUGUUCUGAUGAAAAUUGAGACCCUAUCACACAGUCCCCGUCAAAACCCAGCAGCGGAUGGGUAUUACUGACCGACCCAGAGGCAUGAAAACAUCCAAACUACCUCCUGCUCGACGUCUCGAGGACUCAAAAUGACCCGCACACGUUUUGACGAGAUCCGGGCCACCCGUUGUAAGAGUUCAUGGUCGAAAUAGAGCGUCUCGUAGUGCUCCAAGCGGCCUUUUGGCAGCACUAUCCCCCGCAAGUGCUGGACAGCACGAUUCCAACGACCGCUGGUGGUGCCAGCAGUAAGUGGUGGUGGUGGAGUUUCUAUUCCCUCUCGCCUCAUUCCUACGCUAACAGCCAAAAGGCAUCCACCCCCACCAACACAAAGCCUAAACCGCACACAUUCACUCAAACCCAGUAACACUAUAAACAAAUCCCAAAAGCCAAAAUGCCAUCAUCAUCAUCCGAUUUGACAAUAUCUCCCCUCCUCCCACUUCCCCACUACAUAAAGGCUCUUUGGGUCGAUGCAACGUAUAGUUAUGUGUAAUUCAGGGUCAAUAACUACAAUUCGAAUUGUACCUAAGUAGACAAGGCUUGACACAUGUCCUUUUAAUUUAACGUCAUUGCCCGGUGUGCCGCUGACGUGAGACACACCUGGACCACCACGCUGGACAACAUUGUGGAGACGCAACAUCUCACGCUUACCUCUAUGUUUAGAGCUAAUUGUAGAUGGACCCCAUGUGCUAUCGCCAAAAAAACGAACUUACUACCCACGUAGUUCUAUUGUUGUAGAUAGACCCCCUGACAGAGUUAUAUGAUCGCAAAUAGAACCCCUGAGUUAAAAACCUGCUGUCGCAACUAGAUCCCGCGAAAACAGUCAGAAAAUUUCACUCAGGGAGCCUAUCCGCAACAACAGAAUCAUAGCUAGGGACGGUAAGUUCGACUUAACAAUAGCGCAAAUAUCCACAAUUAAUACUUAUACUUAUUAGUCAUAGUUAGUUAACCCUUCUGCCACCUUAGUACUCCACGAGCGCCUAGGAAUUUUUCCAGCCUUAUAGGCAGCUCAAAAAUAUUCCCACAGCAUAUAAUUACAACCGUGACCUUGCUUUUGUGGGGAAGCAAACGGGCUCUGGGUUCCAAGGGCUAGAAAGCCGAGACCUCCUCCAGUCCAUGGAUACGAAGAGAUGGAAGGCCAACCCAAAGAGCAGCAGCUAGAAGAAACAGCCUCAGCAGCGCCGCUGCCGCCAAGGCUCAACCCAAAAAGAGACGAGUGGAGCGAAGGAGCAGUCACUUGCCUACUCGAAGCCUACGAGGCCAAAUGGGUCCUCCGCAAUCGAGCCAAGCUCAAGGGCCAGGACUGGGAGGACGUGGCUAGACAAGUGUCAGCGAGAGCGGAGUCUGGAUCCAGCAGGUCGACCAAGACGGCCACGCAGUGCAAGAACAAGGUGGAGUCGAUGAAGAAGAGGUACAGGAAUGAGGUCGCCGCUGCGGGGAGAGGGAGCGGGUCCAGGUGGCCGCUGUUUUCGAAGCUUGAUGGGCUCGUGAGGUGCCAGUCGGGCUCAAGAGCGUUGGUGGUUGCUGAUGACAAGAUUGCUUCUUGUGAUCAGGGGGCUGAAGAAGAAGAAGCAGCCACAGCUGUUCAGGAGGAAUAUACUGAAGGAGACAAAGAGCAGCCUCCAGAAAUGAACAAAGAGCCAGAUCAAAAAGUACAAUCAUGCAAUUCUUCGAAAGAGACCCAACAUAUACAAAGAAAGAGGGAAAAGAGGAAAAGAACAAAGGAAGAAGGGUGUGAAGUUGCAGAGAGCAUCCGAUGGCUCACUGAUGCAAUCCUGAGAGUGGAGCAGAUGAGAAUGGAAUCCAUGAGAGACAUGGAGAAAAUAAGAGCAGAGACGGAAGCAAAGAAGGCAGAGAUGGAACUCAAAAGAACUGAAAUUCUUGCCAACACCCAGCUUCAGAUUGCCAAACUCUUUGCUAAGAAGAGCAAUGGUGACAAAGCUAAUUUUUUAGCCUAGAAGAGAACAGAUUGAUGAUUGCUUUUCUUAACUUCUUGAUGAUACUGCAGUUUUAUAAGGGGUAACUGCAGACAUACUCUCUAGUGUACUAUAUGAGCGUAACUAAUUAUGCUUUCUAUUAUAUUAACACUUGUGUCUCCUGGAUUUCAGACGAUGUUAUUUCUUAGUACUUUGAUAUU